GUGGCCUCCAGGAAGGGGCUUCUCAGCAGUCCCCGUGCACAGUCUGCGUCCCGCAGGGGAGGAACGGGAGAGUGGGGCAGCCCAGGCCCACACACAGCGCAGCACGGGCAGGCUCCCAGCGGCUCCCCAGGAGGCCCCCACCCUGUCCUGGAUGGUCGGCGUGGAGCUCUGGAGGGCAGGGGCCUCCAGAGGAUAGGGUGUGAGGUGAUGGUGGGAAGGCUUCUCUGAAGAGGUAGCGCCUGUGCGGGUGGGACAGCCUCGUGGACGUUGGCAGGAACAGCAUCCCAGGCAGAGGGAACAGCCAGGACGAAGCCCCGAGGUGGGAGGGAGGGCAGCCGGCAGCCAGUGGGCGAGCGCAGGGCUGGCGGGACAGGCAGGCCCGGCGGGAGGACUGCAGCUGUGCUUUUCUUUGAAAUCCUCUCAACAAGGCCCCCGGAAUGUGGAUGACGACUCACGGCUGAAGGUGCCUGGGCAGUGGUCUGCAGCUGGAGGGCCCGUGAGGCCAGGCUCCUGGAGCUGUGUGGCCUGGGCCCGGGUCCUUGGGGUCCAGAUGGGGGGCAGUGGGCUGGCCGGCCCACACUACUGGGCUGAGGCCUCAAGGCCAGGGCAGAGCCACACAGGUGGACGGGACGCCCCAAGGCCAACCACAACGACUUCCUCUCCCCCACCCAGCCCCUGGAGUCAAGGAGGGAAAUGACCAUCCCUGGCCCAGUGCCUGGCCUGGGGGCCAGUGUGAGGCCCAUUGUUUGAGGCUGGAGCUGGGGGGUCCAGGGCCUCCGGGAAGCCCCCGGCAAUGUCCUUUGUCCCACUUCCCACAAAUCCAGAGGCCCAGCGAGGAGCCGGGUGAGCAGACGUGGCAGCUCCGGCAGGAUGAAGGUGCUGGUGGCUGUCCUGCUGGCUCUGCUGCUGUGCGGGCAGCAAGCCUCAGUUUCCUCUUCUGUGAAAUGGACAGGCCAUCCUGACGGCUACGGGCCAGCUGCUGUAAAGGGCCAGCACACACCCCCUAGUGUUGCCGGCAGAGGGCGGAUGCAGGAGGUCGAGGAUGAUGACUUGGACGCUGGACCUGAAGGCUAUGACGAGGACGACGACGAGGAGGACGACGAGGCCAGCGUGACUGCAGGCAGCAGAGGCACAGUGCAGCUGCGGUGCUACUCCUGCCAGUCCCUGCACCGGGAUGAGAGCUGCAGACAGAUGCAGAGCUGCAUCCUCCCCAAGACCUGCAAAACCAUCAUCUCCCACUGGAAUACUGAGUCAGGUCCCCGGACCACCUACUCGGGGUGGUGUGCAGACACAUGUCAACCCAUCAGCAGGACGGUGGAUGGAUCCCUGACGACCAUAUCCUGCUGCCAGGCCAGCCUGUGCAACAUCCCGCCCUGGCAGGACCCCCAGGGAAGCGGGGCAGGUGGCCCCCAGGGUAGACCCUCAACCGUGGCCACCGCCCUCCUGUUCAGCCUCCUCGCCAGCCUUCAGGCAAUGGUGUUCUGAGUGUGUGUGGGGGGUGUCCCACCCCCACCCCCACCCCCACCCCCAGCCCGGCUUAUACCCUGGCUGGUCAGCACUCUGCCCACUGUCUUCCCCUCCCUUCCCCUCCCCUGCCCCCACCCCAGCUUUGGAGAAUAAACUGGAAGCGUCUGUAAUGAUCCGGCCAGCACUGGUUCCUCACAGCCACGUCUACCUUUCCUCAGUGUCCCCAUCUAGCACCCUGGCCUCCUCUCCCUGCCUGUGUGUGGCACGAUGGCCAGCACGUGGGCCUUAGGUCCAGGCCUCAGCUGCUCACAGGAUGGGUCCACCCAGCUCCCGCCCCUGGCAGAGAAAACACUCACCAUGUGCCUGGGGGGAGACCACCCCAACUUGCUCCCCAACUUCCCACCAACAAAACACCCCCAUCCAUGUGAUGGGCAGCCCAUCUGGGGGAGGAGACUUUGGGAGGAAGGCUUCCUUGGCCCAUAGGAGGAAGGGCCCUCCACCCCGGGAGGCUGCUGGGGUUUGAGGGUGGAGUUGAUGAGGGGCUGGAAGAAGAAGAGAAAAGAGAGGGAGGCUGGAGGGGUGGUUGAGAUGGGACUUUGCAGCCGACCACUCAGCCUGGUGGGUGCCGGGGGCAUAGGGGCAGUGAACGGGGUGGUCAGGCCACCAGUAUCAGGGAGGGGUGACAUGGCCUCUGGGCUCCUGAGGAGAAGAGGAGGGGAGCAGUGGGAGGGGGCCGGGUAGGAGAACCUCGGCUUCCCCAGUGUCUGCUCUGGCUAGGCUGGUGUCAUUUGCUGCUGGGCACUUGGCCUUCUUGACUGGUGACAGGACAGAGCCCUGGAGUGGGAAGGAGGAGGCCUGGGCCUGGGCCUCAGUUUCCCCAUCAGAGCAGUACAGAACAAGGCUUAGAGGACCCCUGAUCCCCACCAGCUCAACAUCCCCUGGGCUGGGAAGCCCAGAACUCUAUCCUGCCUGUCAAGUAUCCCAGCAGGCAGAAUAGUCUCCCACUUUCCAUUCUCCCCUUUCCUUACUAAUGGAAACAUCAAGGCCUAGCUGAGGAUGGGGGGAAAAUCCCAUAGGUAGAGAUAGCAUAUCUUUCUCUUCUCCUUCCUCCUUCCUGUGGCUGGAAUGAUGGCUGGAGCACAGCAGCCACCUUGCACCAUGAGGCAGCAUACUGGGAAUGGCAGGGCAGCAUGGAGGAAGGGGCCUGGACCCAUUACACCAGCCUUGCACUGCCUAGCUCAGGACCCCUUUACCUGGGAGGGAAAUAAACCUCUGCCAUCUUGAAGCUA
Lagenorhynchus albirostris (white-beaked dolphin) is the source of this 2756-nucleotide messenger RNA. RefSeq names its product glycosylphosphatidylinositol anchored high density lipoprotein binding protein 1 (gene GPIHBP1). The record is from RefSeq and is a predicted model, not a curated record. NCBI's taxonomy places the organism in Eukaryota, Metazoa, Chordata, Mammalia, Artiodactyla, Delphinidae. The transcript has 5 exons. Gene Ontology annotation, molecular function: acetylcholine receptor inhibitor activity. The coding region runs from base 871 to 1485 and encodes 204 amino acids.